AUGGGAGGCGAGGAUGAGGGCCUGGGCGGCCGGUUGGUGUUGGCUGCAUCAAUUGGCUGGCCGCAUCGUGUAAGGUAUGCACGCACGGCCACACCCAUCGAAUCCCUCCUCUCCACAAGACAAUUAAUCAUCCAGAAGUUCUGGCCUGCCUCGAUGGUCUACAAGAUCCCGCUUCCUACACUUCGAGUUAUUAUUGUGCGCAAAUAUAUUCGGUUAAACGGAAUUGAGGAAAGAAGUUUUGGAUUUCCGAACCCUUCCCCGCCAACAAUGACAAUCAAAAUUACGGACAAAAAAUGCCGCGCCAACACAAAUAAGCCCGGCAAAGCUCAAGCAAAGGGAAGGGAGAACAGCAAUGCUGAAACUCGUUUUUUCCGGGGAGGUAAAAUAAUGAGACCGGGAAAUGACGAUCAGACAACAAGCAAUGCUUGCUGGUCCUGGUGCUGGUGCUUCUGA
This is a messenger RNA of Histoplasma mississippiense, 453 nucleotides long. RefSeq lists its product with no specific name. The record is from RefSeq and is a predicted model, not a curated record. Lineage: Eukaryota; Fungi; Ascomycota; Eurotiomycetes; Onygenales; Ajellomycetaceae. Bases 1 to 453 code for a protein of 150 amino acids. The transcript has 4 exons.